GAAUCAGUUGUUAAUAUGAAUCAGGCCUCACUCUAUCAGCACUCGAACCAAGUGCAGCGACACGAUGCCAAAUUGGUAUUGGAUGAGUAUGCCUCCUCGCUGCAAUGGCGUCCAGAUGGUCAGGAUAAGCUGCUGGAUGUCGGCUCCGGUUCGGGUAAUGUGCUGAUGGACUUUGUGAGGCCUCUGAUGCCGCAGAAGGCACAACUGGUGGGCACCGACAUAUCCACUCAAAUGGUUGGUUUUGCCAGCAAAUUCUAUCAUCAGGAUCCGAGUACGCAAUUCAAAGUCCUUGACAUUGGCUCCGAUCACUUGCCCAAGGAGCUGAGGGGAAAAUUUGAUCAUGUCACCUCCUUCUAUUGUUUGCAUUGGGUACAAAAUUUACGUGCAGCUGUGACUAAUAUACACAAUUUGUUGCGAAACGACGAAGGUGGCGAUUGCCUUCUAGUAUUUCUGGCCUCCAAUCCUGUGUAUGAAGUGUACAAGAUCUUGCGUACUCAAUCCAAAUGGUCGGCAUAUAUGCAUGAUGUGGAGAGGUUCAUAUCACCCCUGCACUACAGUUCCAAUCCUGGAGAGGAAUUCAGUGAACUGCUCAACGAGGUGGGCUUUGUGCAGCACAAUGUAGAAGUACGCAAUGAGGUCUUUGUCUACGAAGGCGUAAGGACUCUGAAGAACAACUUCAAGGCCAUUUGCCCGUUUUUGGAUCGGAUGCCUGUAAAUUUGCAUGAGGAAUUCCUCGAUGAUUAUAUGGAUGUGGUCAACUCAAUGAACCUACAAGAGGGAAAUCAAGAGAAUGAAGAUGAUCAGCGUUUUAUAUCGGCCUAUAAACUGGUUGUGGCCUAUGCUCGUAAAUUACCUGCUUUUGUCAAUAGUGUUUUAGCCGAUACCAUGAGACCUCAAAAAAGUGCCAAGGGUUUGGAUUAGAUCCUUUGUAAAAUAAUUAUCUAGAAAUGCCAAAAAUAGAAUAGAAGUUUAGUGUAGAAAUUUAUUUUAAAACUCAGGAAAAUGGCUAUUGCCUUUACAUACUUAAAUUGUUAUUCCUAAAAAUGUAAUGUAGUUUUAUUAGUAAUUAACAAAAAAUACAAUAUUCAUUCUGGGAA
This is a messenger RNA of Drosophila willistoni, 1097 nucleotides long. RefSeq names its product juvenile hormone acid O-methyltransferase (gene jhamt). The coding region runs from base 16 to 921 and encodes 301 amino acids. NCBI's taxonomy places the organism in Eukaryota, Metazoa, Arthropoda, Insecta, Diptera, Drosophilidae. The record is from RefSeq and is a predicted model, not a curated record. The transcript is spliced from 2 exons.